Megachile rotundata (alfalfa leafcutting bee) is the source of this 2891-nucleotide messenger RNA. RefSeq names its product cilia- and flagella-associated protein 206. NCBI's taxonomy places the organism in Eukaryota, Metazoa, Arthropoda, Insecta, Hymenoptera, Megachilidae. Gene Ontology annotation, cellular component: ciliary basal body; axoneme. Gene Ontology annotation, biological process: regulation of cilium beat frequency. The record is from RefSeq and is a predicted model, not a curated record.
GGUAACGUUUAAACGUUCACGGGAUUCGAAGAAAAAACGUGUCGUGCUUUUUUCUCGUGCAUGGAUAUCGAUCAAACUCCGUACGGAACUUUGGCUCAAUCGGUUCGACGAUAAAUUGAAAUAUAGAAGUUCUCGCUUAUUGUAUUCGAAUUUCUAUCAUGGAAGACUUACGAAAAGAAUUGAUAAAGAGAAUAGUAAAUGAUUGCAAGCAGUACAACGUGCAUACGACUAAAGAUUUUGCUUCCUUUCUGCUCACUUUAUUUCAAUUAAAUCCCAAAUACGAAAUUAAAGAGGACGACGAUGAACACAACAAGGAAAUCGUCGAUGUCAUAGUAGAACGGUUACGCGACCAAGAUUGUCCAUGUUUAACAACGCUAAAAAAUCAACUGUACUUUUCUAAACAUUAUCACGAAAGAGAGGAAACUGUUAAACGGCAUAGACUGCGUUUACAUCAAAAGACGGGACCUAUGGUGGCAGAAAUUUGUGAAACCGAGAAAAUUUCCAACAACACGGAAGCUGAAAAGUUGUAUCAGAAGAUGUUAGUGGUUAUCACUGUAUUGAGUGGUCUUGGAAACCCUACCGUACCACGUGUGCUUCGGGAAGUCUCGGUCGCGCUGCAAAGCGUAUUUCAGCCUUCAGAGUUGGGACAAUACGUAAAAAUGUCGAAAAAGGAAAAGGAAGAGCACUUGAUGGAACUGAUGUGUAUAGUCGCAGGAAUACGUUUGUUCAACAGAGAUUGUCAACGUGGUGGCGAAGGCAUAGACGAUUUACCAGCCAUUCUACAAGAAGCUGUUAAAAAGACUCACGAUUCCAUUAUGACAUUUCUCGAGCAGUUAAUGUCAAAGAUUUAUAAAUUCACUGCAACCGUGGAGAAAGCGUUCUUGAUGAAAGAAAUAAUACCGUACGGUUUCUUUACGAACAAAAAUAUCCAGUGGGCGAAGGAGAUGUUGACCGCGUGUCGGCAACAAGAAAUUUAUGUCAGAAAAUUAUUAAACGACGUGGAACACAGCGAUAAGCAGAUUCAAGACCUGCUGGAAAAACUUCAAGGAAGGUUGCUUAAGCUUCACGACACUGUCAGAUACAGAACCGCUAUCCCCACUGUUCAAGUCUAUCCACAAUUCAUCGAUCUAGCCGACACAUGGAUGGGAUUCCAGGAUGAAGUGAUCAUAUUGAGCAGCAUCAAUAAUUUUCUUUGGGAAUUACAAAGUCUCGGCACAAGGACCGUAGGUGUCUUCAACGAAACAAUACUGAACAAUAUGCUAGCCAACGAUGAAGUUCUUACGGACGCUGAGAGAUUAGAACGGACUAUGGGCACACUGAUAACCAAAUGCGGUGAAUGCACCCUCUAUUAUCCGAACGAAACGAAAGAUUUUGAAAACAUAAAUCUGGAGUUCUUAGGAUUUUGCGCGUGGACGUUCGUAUGUUGCCGAGGAGCACUGGUCCCGGGAAAUCCGAAUAAUGGAGUUGCUAAAUGGAGAGGGAAAUAUUAUGUCUUCUGUUCGAACUUCGCGGCCGAAAAUUUUGGCAAAGAUCCUGACAAAUGCAUUUACGAAGCCCUCGAUUUUAUACGAAAUAAUUUGGAGUACGUAUACCUGUUUCAAGUAUACAACGACAUUCAAGAUUUGAAAACGCAAAAAGUACCGUCGGAAGAGGGGCCUCAAGUAGUAACUAUUCAACAUCAAAUGGUUCAAACGGAUGUUCACUUACUUCCACCCUUUAUCGACAAGGAUUAUGCCUCAAGUAUUUGGGAACUAAGAAGAAAAGCUUUGCAUUUGGCAAACAUAAGUCGAUGCGCGACGCAUAGCACACAAACAUACAAGUCAAAUUUCCGAUACGGCGUUUAUGUGCAAGCUGCACCUCCUAGAGACAAAGAAAGUCAAACAAGAAGAGAUAAUUACAUGAACACAAAGAAACUGUUAACUUACAUAUUCGGUCUACGAGGACGAUACGACGACAAUCAGCACGUACUAUCCUUCUUGGAAGACGAAUUGGAACACUUAUGACCUUAUGAUUUUACUAGUGCAAAUAACCUAAAUGGAUAGGAUGUAUCAAGGAUUAUCCGCGCGUGAAAAUAAAGCUGCAACGAGCACCGUUAAAAAAAAAUGAAAGCAAUAUCUUUUAAUGACAUUUUCAAAUACAUUCACGGAAUAUCGGGGUAUAAUUCGCACUUUUCCCCUUGUUUAAAAAACAAACUGGUAUUACUUUACUUCAUCAUUCCGUGUACACAUUAAUUUUUGUCGUUAUCCGCGUUGUAAAUGUUUCCCUCCGUCUCGUCGUGGAACGUUGGCAAUUUCUUUUCUUGUUCUUCUUGGUGGCUUCCACUGAUUUAGGCCAGCAUUCGUAUUAAUUUAUAUUCAAAAUACACAAAUUUGUUCCAUAGAUCGAGGCAUGGAUAUAUCUGCAUCAGCAAUAACGUCCUUACCUCGCACCAUGAACCUAACUUAUUCUCUACACUUCAACAUUGCGCAGUGCUGCACAUACUGUGACUUUUUCUUUUAAUAUGCAUACAAUUCAUCGUACCUUCGCUGUAAUACAUUGUCCACUUUGCUUCUUUUAAAUCUUAAAAGUUAGGUCAAUUUUUUUACACCAAGAAACCUAUAUUACGACAAUAAUUAGUAAUUACACGAUAAUACAAUUAAAUUUCGCUUAGUAAUAAUUUCAGUGUAUAAUGUAACUAUUAUACAGAAGAGGUACAGGAUGUUGAUUCUUUUUUCGUAUCGUCCGUCUCUUUAUUUUUAUCGCACUUUUCUUUUUAUUUCUUUUUUAUACUUUUUUUCUUUUGUUUUUACUAACUUUACCUCAUAUUUUCUCUCCUUUUUAUUGACAAAAUCAAUUUUGUCUCUCUAUUACAUCCAUUGUUCAAAAAGUAAAAAUUAAAAGGAUGAAAAUAU